Dioszegia hungarica is the source of this 2610-nucleotide messenger RNA. RefSeq names its product Metallo-peptidase family M12-domain-containing protein. The record is from RefSeq and is a predicted model, not a curated record. Gene Ontology annotation, biological process: proteolysis. The coding region runs from base 1 to 2610 and encodes 869 amino acids. Gene Ontology annotation, molecular function: metalloendopeptidase activity. Lineage: Eukaryota; Fungi; Basidiomycota; Tremellomycetes; Tremellales; Bulleribasidiaceae. The transcript has 9 exons.
AUGGAAGGCAGAAUACCGAUGGAGCCGAUACGGCGGCGGCGGCAAUUCCCUCUGGCUAUGGUUUUCAAGGGGUUGCUCUUGCUGGCAGCUCUGGCAGUGCUCUCAGGGGUGGACGCUCGAUCACCCAGACCACCACCUGUACGCCGAGUACAUACCCCCAAAUCCACCCUCAACAUCCUCCCUCGACUCGCGCGCAACCCCCUCUCCCGUCCCAGAUCCUUUCACCCGCCACCUCCUCCACCCUCGGAUCUUCGGCAUAGCGACACGAUCCACCUCACUCUGACUGUGCCAGAUUCGGAUACGCCCGCGCACCUCCUCCUGCGUCCGACCGAGGACCUCUUCCAUCCCGACGCGUUCAUCCGCGUAGAUGGCAUUCCGUCGGAAAGGUUACGAGCGGAGGACUGGCGGUUGUACAAUGGAGAAGUGGUUGAUGAGCGGUGGAUCGGCCGGAUCAAGGCGGAGGAGACGGCGGGAAUGAACAGUGGCAAGGGAGUAAGAGGGACGGCGGGGAUCAUGGUGCUGCAUACGGGGAUGAAUGGGCAGGAACCGGUGGUCGAGGGGUCUUUCAACAUGGACGGGGUGACCUACCACGUCAAGACCUCGGAGAAUUAUCUUCGUCUACGGAGGCCAGAGGAGGCCCUGCUCGAUACACACGGCUCGAUGGUCAUCUUCCGGGAUACCGACAUGUUCGACGACGAGCCGCAGACCUCAUCCUGCUCUCACGACCACCACCCGUACAACCAGAACAUGUCCCACCCUAUCUGGCAAAACCGGCACGACAACAUCUUCACGCCCCUCGACGAUCCCUUUGCCGUCGUCCGUCGGUCAGAUACCGGCGGAAUGAAUCCCUCCUCCAACUACAUCGGCUCCAUCGGGUCCACCUCUGGCUGCCCAUCCUCCCAGCAGGUCGUCUAUAUGGGCCUCGCGCUGGACUGCAAUUACGUCCGGACCUACAACGGCGGAACGGCGGCACGAACGCAAAUUCUCAACGUCAUGAACCAGGUCUCGUCCCUUUAUCGCCAGACCUUCAACAUCUCGCUAGGCAUCACCGAGCUCGUCGUCCAGAAUAUGACCUGCCCUACUUCGGCGCCAUCGGACGCGACCUGGAACGUCGGCUGCGACUCGGGAAUCAGCCUGGACGAGCGACUAAGCCGGUUCAGUCAGUGGCGGGGGAAUCGAGGAGGGGAUGGGAUCGGGCUGUGGCAUCUCAUGAGCGCUUGUGCAAGGGAUCAAGAAGUCGGUGUCGCAUGGCUCGGGACGGUCUGCCAGACUGGUUCGAGCAGGCAGCAGGGAUCAGUGGUAUCAGGGACGGGUGUCUCGACGGCUUUGCAGACGGAGUGGUCUUUGGUCGCACAUGAGAUCGGCCAUGGCUUUGGAGCUAUCCACGACUGUACCUCCUCCUGUACCUUAAGCGGGAACUGCUGUCCUUUCUCCACGUCGACUUGCAAUUCGGGCGGAAGGUUCAUCAUGAACCCCACAACUUCCAGCGUCGAGACUGCCUUUUCUCCCUGUACCAUCGGGAACAUCUGCUCCAACAUUGGGACUCGGUCGAUCCAGACUAGUUGCUUUCAGAAUCCAGGUGGACGGACGACUAUCGCUCUGCAGCAGUGUGGCAAUGGUAUCGUCGAUCCCGGAGAAGAAUGCGAUCCCGGCUUCAACAGUAGUUCUGCAUGCUGCGACCCCUCCACCUGCAAAUUCCGCUCCGGCGCAGUGUGCGAUCCUACCAACUCCGCAUGCUGCUCCUCCAGCUGUCAGUUCGCCAACAACGGUACCAUCUGCCGACCAUCCAUGGACGACCGCUGCGACUAUGCCGAGUAUUGUACCGGCCGGAACGCGACCUGCCCGUCCGACUCAUACCGCCCCAACGGCGAGUCAUGUGGUAGCAACGGUCUCGCCUGCGCCACGGGCAGAUGUACGAGUCUCGAUGCGCAGUGCCAGAACUCGGGCGGGGCGAACUAUAACUUUACCCAGGCGUGCGGUCAGCGAGCGGAUACGAGCUGUGUUGUUAGCUGCAGGGAUCCCACCUCUUCGAACACUUGUAUCACGCUGCAAAGCCCACUCAUUGAUGGCUCGCCAUGCGGCUACGCUGGGUCAUGCUUCAACUCGACAUGCCAGGCCGGACCAUGGCAAGACAGGUUGUCCUCCAUGUACACUCAGAACUUGCAGUACUCUAUCCCCGUGACGAUCGUCGUCAGCUUGAUCAUCAUCGCCAUCCUCUUCCUCCUCAUCCGCUGCCUCUUCCGUUGCUGCUCUGGCACACCCGCCAAGCGACGCCACCCCAAACCCCGCGGCGCACUCGCUACCGGCCCCCUCCCUCCCCCGCCUAUGCGCCAGUCUGGCCUCGCACCCCCACCUCCAGCUCAGGGAAGACAUAGCGGCUCCGUCAAUUCCGCUACGCCCAUGGCGGCCGCGUCGGCGCCACCGGCGGCAUAUGGUGGUGGUAGUGGUGGAGGCGGGAACCAGCAUGGACGGGCGUAUAGCAAUAACCCGCCCCCGCCACAGCAGGCGUAUGGGCAGCAGGGGUAUGGACAGCAGGGGUCGCAUGGCUGGGUGGAUGAGAAUGCGUACAACGGGCCAAACUACGGGAGGAGUCAGGGUGGGUAUCGAUGA